This is a messenger RNA of Triticum turgidum subsp. durum (durum wheat), 501 nucleotides long. The record is from the annotation of a GenBank genome assembly. NCBI's taxonomy places the organism in Eukaryota, Viridiplantae, Streptophyta, Magnoliopsida, Poales, Poaceae.
AUGCCCCGGUUCAUUUUAGAGUCACUUGGUUGUUUGAUGCGUUCGUGCUCGUCGGCGGGACGGUGCAAGGCGCAACUCCGACGCGGUUCCUCGCCGGUUGGACGGCAUUCAGGUGCAACCCCGGCGCACACUGAGUACUGCCUUGGCUAUAACCUCCCUCGAAAUUCAGUUCAUAUGAAAGAAAAGAAAGUCAUACAGUACCUGGCAUUGACAUUGGGAGCAUGGGCUACUGCUCGCACCUCUACCUACAGAGUUCUAUCAUGCACAAUCAUGUAUGCACACUGGUCUAUCCAGAAGAUUAGGUCACGGCCCUCUCUGCCUGGGCCGCCAGCUCCCCAGAGGGCCGCAUCCGGCCUGCCGCAAGUACACCUAAGCUGCCGCCUCCCCGGGGGUCGCAAUUGGAAGUGGAUGACCAAGGAGAAGGUGCACGGUGGGGGCCAGGCGCUUAAGUGGGAGGCGGAGCUCGCCUCCCCCAACGACGACGGCUUCGAUCUCAAGUGA